UCAGAGAGAUCAGAGUUGGUGUCACCGUCAUUGCUUGUGCUAUCGUCCACUGUGGGUACUAGCAGAGAAAGCACCACCUCCCUGCUAGCACUAAUAGAGUCCGUUGUGAUAUCAGAAGAAAGCACAUUGAGAGCAUCUUUACAAAGCUCGUUGCCAGUAUCACCAUCGUCAGUUGCGUCCUUGUCGACUUUUGUUGUUAGCAGAGAGAGGAAGAGAUCAUCAUCAGCAGUUUUAGUCUUCAGUAUGGCAGCAAAGCAAAGCACAGUUGGACAGUCUUUUGUAAGUUCAUUGCUGCUGUCACCAUCAUCAGUUGCAGUAUUGUCGACUGAUGGUAUUAGUAGGGAAAGCAGCAGAUCGUUAUCACCAGUAGUAGUGUCCAGAUUGGCAUCCGACGAGAGUACAGUGAAGGCGCUUUCAGAGAGGUCAUUGCUGGAAGGGCCAUCUUCGGUAGUAAAAUCCUCGGCUUUUGAUGUGAGCAGUGGAAUCAGUGUAUCCCCAUCCUCCAUAGUGGUAUCCAGUAAGACCUCGGAGCAAAGGACAGUUCAGGUGUCAUCAGAAAGGUUAGUGUUGGGAUCACUUUCAUCUGUAGCAUUUUCGCCUACUUUGAGUGUGAGCAGAGAAAGCUAUAGAUCGUCAUCUUCAAUAGUAGCUUCCAGUCUCUCUAGUCUGCCAUCACAGCACAGCACAGUGAAAGUGUCUUCAGAGAGAUCAGAGUUCGUGUCACCUUCAUUGCUUGUGCCAUCGUCGACUGUGGGUAGUAGCAGAGAAAGCAGCAGCUCCCUGUUAGCAACAAUAGAGUCCAGUGUGACAUCAGAACAAAGCACACUGAGAGCAUCUUUAGAAAGCUCGUUGCCAGUAUCACCAUCGUCAGUUUCGUCCUUGUCGACUUUUGGUGUUAGCAGAGAGAGGAAAAGAUCGUCAUCAGCAGUUUUAGUCUCUGGUGUGGCAUCAAAGCAAAGCACAGUUGGACAGUCUUUUGGAAGUUCAUUGCUGCUGUCACCAUCAUCGGUUGCAGUAUUGUCAAGUAAUGGUAUUAGCAGGGAAAGUAGCAGAUUGGUAUCACCAGUAAUAGUGUCCAGUUUGGCAUCGGAUGAGAGUACAGUGAAGGCGUCUUCAGAGAGGUCAUUGCUGGAAGCGCCAUCGUCGCUAGUGAAAUCGUCGACCUUUGAUGUGAGCAGUACAAUCAGUGUAUCCCCAUCUUCCAUAGUGGCAUCCACUAAGACUUUGAGGCAAAGGACAGUGGAGGUGUCCUCAGAAAGGUCAGGGUUGGGAUCACCUUCAUCGGUAGCAUUUUCGCCUACUUUGAGUGUGAGGAGAGAAAGCCUGAGAUCGUCAUCUUUAAUAGUAGCUUCCAGUCUGUACAGUCUACCAUCAGAGCACAGUAUAGUGAAACUGUCUUUAGAGAGAUCAGGGUUUGUGUCACCUUCAUUGCUUGUGCCAUCGUCCACUGUGGGUAGUAGCAGAGAAAGCAGCAGCUCCCUGUUAGCAAUAAUAGAGUCCAGUGUGACAUCAGAACAAAGCACACUGAGAGCAUCUUUAGAAAGCUCGUUGCCAGUAUCAGCAUCGUCAGUUGCGUCCUUGUCGACUUUCGUUGUUAGCAGAGAGAGCAAGAGAUCGUCAUCAGCAUUUUUGGUCUCCAGUGUGGCAUCAAAGCAAAGCACAGUUGGACAGCCUUUUGCAAGUUCAAUGCUGCUGUCACCAUCAUCGGUUGGAGUAUUGUCGACUGCUUAUAUUAGCAGGGAAAGUAGCAGAUCGUUAUCACCAGUAAUAGUGUCCAGUUUGGCGUCGGAUGAGAGUACAGUGAAGGCGUCUUCAAAGAGGUCAUUGCUGGAAGCGCCAUCCUCGGUAGUGAAAUCGUCGACUUUUUAUGUGAGCAGUACAGUCAUUGUAUCCCCAUCUUCCAUAGUGGUAUCCAGUAAGACUUCGGAGCAAAGGACAGUUCAGGUGUCAUCAGAAAGGUUAGUGUUGGGAUCACCCUCAUCGGUAGCAUUUUCCCGUACUUUGAGUGUGAGCAGAGAAAGGGAGAAGUCGUCAUCUUCAAUAGUAGCUUCCAGUCUGUCCAGUCUGCUAUCAGAGCACAGCACAGUCAAACUGUCUUCAGAGAGAUCAGAGUUCGUGUCACCCUUAUUGUUUGUGCCAUUGUCCACUGUGGGUAGUAGCAGAGAAAGUAGCAGCUCCCAGUUAGCAAAAAUAGAGUCUACUGUGACAUCAGAGGAAAGCACAUUGAGAGCAUCUUUAGAAAGCUCGUUGCCAGUAUUACCAUCAUUAGUUGCGUCGUUGUCGACUUUUGUAGUUAGCAAAGAGAGCAAGAGAUCGUCAUCAGCAGUUUUAGUAUCCAGUGUGGCAUCAAAGCAAAGGACAGUUGGAGAGUCUUUUGCAAGUUCAUUGCUGCUGUCACCAUCAUCGGUUGCAGUAUUGUCAAGUGAUGGUAUUAGGAGGGAAAGCAGCAUAUUGUUAUCAGCAGUAAUAGUGUCCAGUUUGGCAUCGGAUGAGAGUACAGAGAAGGCGUCUUCGGAGAGGUCAUUGCUGGAAGCGCCAUCCUUGGUAGUAAAAUCGUCGACUUUUUAUGUGAGCAGUGCAAUCAGUGUAUCCCUAUCCUCCAUAGUAGUAUCCAGUAAGACUUCGGAGGAAACGACAGCUGAGGUUUUAUCAGAAAGGUCAAUGUUAGGAUCACAUUCAUCGGUACAAUUUUCGCGUACUUUGAGUGUGAGCGGAGAAAGCCAGAAAUCGUCAUUUUCGAUAGCAGCUUCCAGUUUUUCCAGCCUGUCCAGUCUGCCAGCAGAGCAAAGCACAGUCAAGCUGUCCUCAGAGAGAUCAGAGUUGGUGUCACCUUCACUGCUUGUGCCAUCCUCCACUGUAGGUAGUAGCAAAGAAAGCAGGAGCUCCCUGUUAGCAACAAUAAAGUCCAGUGUGAUAUCAGAAGAAAGUACACUGAGAGCAUCUUUAGAAAGCUCGUUGCGAGAAUCACCAUCGUCAGUUGCGUCCUUGUCGACUUUUGUUGUUAGCAGAGAGAGCAAGAGAUCGUCAUCAGCAGGUUUAGUCUCUAGUGUGGCAUCAAAGCAAAGCACAGUUGGACAGUCUUUUGCUAGUUCAUUGCGGCUAUCACCAUCAUCGGUUUCAAUAUUGUCGACUGAUGGUAUUAGCAGAGAAGGCAGCAGAUCGUUAUCACCUGUAAUAGUGUCCGGUCUGGCAUCGGAUGAGAGUACAGUGAAGAGGUCUUCAGAGAGGUCGUUGCUGGAAGGGCCAUCCUCGGUAAUGAAAUCGUCGAGUUUUGAUGUGAGCAGUUCAAUCAGUGUAUCCCCAUCCUUCAUAGUGGUAUCCAGUGAGACUUCGGAGCAAAGGACAGUUGAGGUGUCAUCAGGAAGGUCAGUGUUGGGAUCACCUUCAUCGCUAGCAUUUUUGCCUACUUUGAGUGUGAGCAGAGAAAGCCAGAGAUGGUCAUCUUCAAUAGUGGCUUCGAGGCUGUCCAGUCUGCCAUCAGAGCACAGCACAGUCAAACUGUCUUCAGAGAGAUCAGAGUUGGUGUCACCUUCAUUGCUUGUGCGAUUGUCCACUGUGGGUAGUAGCAGAGAAAGCAGCAUCUCACUGUUUCCAACGAUAGAUUCCGUUGUAAGAUCAGAAGAAAGCACACUGAGAGCAUUUUUAGAAAGCUCGUUGCCAGUAUCACCAUCGUCAGUUGCGUCCUUGUCGACUUUUGUUGUUAGCAGAGAGAGCAAGAGAUUGUCAUCAGCAGGUUUAGUCUCCAGUGUGGCAUCAAAACAAAGCAUAGUUGGACAGUCAUUUGCAAGUUCACCAUCAUCUGUUGCAGUAUUUUCCACUGAUGGUAUUAGCAGGGAAAGUAGCAGAUCGUUAUCACCAGUAAUAGUGUCCAGUUUGACAUCGGAUGAGAGUAGAGUGAAGGCGUCUUCAGAGAGGUCAUUGCUGGAAGUGCCAUCCUCGGUAGUGAAAUCGUCGACUUUUGAUGUGAGCAGCUCAAUCAGUGUAUCCUUAUCCUCCAUAGUAGUAUCCAGAAAGACUUCGAGGCAAAGGACAGUUGAGGUGUUAUCAGAAAGGUCAGUGUUGGGAUCACCUUCAUCGGUAGCAUUUUCGUCUACUUUGAGUGCGAACAGAGAAAGCCAGAGAACGUCAUCUUUAAUAGUAGCUUCCAGUCUGUCCAGUCUGCCAUCAGGGCACAACACAGUCAAACUGUCUUCAGAGAGAUCAGAGUUCGUGUCACCUUCAUUGCCUGUGCCAUCAUCCACUGUGGGUAGUAGCAGAGAAAGUAGUAGCUCCCAGCUUGCAACAAUAGAGUCCAGUGUGACAUCAGAACAAAGCACACUGAGAGCAUCUUUAGAAAGCACGUUGUCAGUAUCACCAUCGUCAGUUGCAUCCUUGUCGACUUUUGUUGUUAGCAGAGAGAACAAGACUUCGUCAUCAGCAGUUCUAGUCUCCAGUGUGGGAUCAAAGCAAAGCACAGUUGCACAGUCUUUUGCAAGUACAUUGCUGCUGUCAUCAGCAUCGGUUGCAGUAUUGUUGACUGAUGGUAUUAGCAGGGAAAGCAGUAGAUCGUUAUCACCAGUAAUAGUGUCCAAAUUUGUAUCGGAGGAGAGUACAGUGAAGUCGUCUUCAGAGAGGUCAUUGCUGGAAACGCCAUCGUCGGUAGUGAAAUCGUCGACUUUUGAUAUGAGCAGAGGAAUCAGUGUAUCCCCAUCUUCCAUAGUGGUAUCCAGUAAGACAUCGGAGCAAAGGACAGGUGAGGUGUCGUCAGAAAGGUCAGGGUUGGGAUCACCUUCAUUGGUACCAUUUUCGCGUACUUUGAGUGUGAGCAGAGAAGGCCAGAGAUCGUCAUCUUUAAUAGUAGCUUCCAGUUUGUCCAAUCUACCAUCAGAGCACAGCGCAGUUAAACUGUCUUCAGAGGUAUCAGAGUUCGUGUCACCUUCAUUGCUUAUGCCAUUGUCCACUGUAGGUAGUAGCAGAGAAAGCAGGAGCUCCCUGUUAGCAACAAUAGAGUCCAGUGUGACAUCAGAACAAAGCACACUGAGAGCAUCUUUAGAAAGCUCGUUGCCAGUAUCACCAUCGUCAGUUGUGUCCUUGUCGACUUUUCUUGUUAGUAGAGAGAGGAAGAAAUCGUCAUCAGCAGUUUUAGUCUCCAGUGUCCCAUCAAAGCAAAGCACAGUUGGAAAGUCUUUUGCAAGUUCAUUCCUUUUUUCACCAUCAUCGGUUGCAGUAUUGUCGACUGAUUAUAUUAGCAAGGAAAGCAGCAGAUCGUUAUCAUCAGUAAUAGUGUCCAGUUUGGCAUCGGAUCAGAGUACAGUGAAGGCGUCUUCAGAGAUGUCAUUGCUGGAAGUGCCAUCGUCGGUAGUGAAAUUGUCGACUUUUGAUGUGAGCAGUGUAAUCAGUGUAUCCCCAUCCUCCACAGUAGUAUUCAGUAAGACUUCAGAGCAAAGGACAGUUGAGGUGUCAUCAGAAAGGUCAGGGUUGGGAUCACCUUCAUCAGUAGCAUUUUUGUCUACUUUGAGUGUGAGUAGAGAAAGCCAAAUUUUGUCAUCUUCAAUAGUAGCUUCCAGUCUGUCCAGUCUGUCCAGUCUGUCCAGUCUGCCAUCAGAGGAAAGCACAGUCAAACUAUCUUCAAAGAGAUCAGAGUUCGUGUCACCUUCAUUCCUUGUGCCAUCGUCCACUGUGGUUAGUAGCAGAGAAAGUAGCAACUCCCAGUUAGCAACAAUAGAGUCCAGUGUGACAUCAGAACAAAGCACACUGAGAGCAUCUUUAGAAAGCUCGUUGCCAGUAUCACCAUCGUCAGUUGCAUCCUUGUCGACUUUUCUUGUUAGCAGAGAGAGGAAGAGAUCGUCAUCAGCAGUUUUAGUCUCCAGUGUGGGAUCAAAGCAAAGCAGAGGUGGACAGUCUUUUGGAAGUUCAUUGCUGCUGUCACCAUCAUCGGUUGCAGUAUUGUCGAGUGAUGGUGUUAGGAGCGAAAGCACCAGAUCGUUAGCACAAGUAAUAGUGUCUAGUUUUGUAUCGGAUAAGAGUACAAUGAAGGCGUCUUCAGAGAGGUCAUUGCUGGAAACAUCAUCUUCGGUAGUGAAAUCGUCGACUUUUGAAGUGAGCAGUGCAAUCAGUGUAUCCCCAUCUUCCAUAGUGGUAUCCAGUAAGACUUCGGAGCAAAGGAGAGUUGAGGUGUCAUCAGAAAGGUCAGUGGUGGGAUCACUUUCAUCGGUAGCAUUUUCGCGUACUUUGAGUGUGAGCAGAGAAAGCCAGAGAUCGUCAUCUUUAAUAGUAGCUUCUAGUCUGUUCAAUCUGCCAUCAGAGCACAGCACAGUCAAACUGUCUUCAGAGAGAUCAGAGCUCGUGUCACCAUCAUUGCUUGUGCCAUCGUCCACUGUGGGUAGUAGCAGAGAAAAUAGCAGCUCCCAGAUAGCAACAAUAGAGUCUAGUGUGACAUCAGAACAAAACACACUGAGAGCAUCUUUAGAAAGCUCAUUGCUAGGAUCAUUAUCGUCAGUUGCGUCCUUGUCGACUUUUGCUGUUAGCAGAGAGAGCAAGAGAUCGUCAUCGGCAGUUUUAGUCUCCAUUCUGCUAUCAAAGGAAAGCACAGUUGCACAGUCUUUUGGAAGUUCAUUGCUGCUGUCACAAUCAUCGGUUGCAGUAUUGUCGAGUGAUGGUAUUAGCAGGGAAAGCAGGAGAUCGUUAUCACCAGUAAUAGUUUCCAGUUUUGUAUCGGAUGAGAGUACAGUGAAAGCAUCGUCAGAGAGGGCAUUGCUGGAAACGCCAUCUUUGGUAGUGAAAUCGUCGACUUUUUAUGUGAGCAGUGCAAUCAGUGUAUUCCCAUCUUCUUUAGUGGUAUCCAGUAAGACUUCGGAGGAAAGGACAGUUGAGGUGUCAUCAGAAAGGUCAGUGUUGGGAUCACCUUUAUCGGUAGCAUUUUCGCCUACUUUGAGUGUUAGCAGAGAAAGCCAGAGAUCGUCAUCUUUAAUAGUAGUCUCCAGUCUGUCCAAUCUGCCAUCAGAGCAGAGCAGAGUCAAACUGUCUUCAGAGAGAUCAGAGCUCGUGUCACCUUCAUUGCUAGUGCCAUUGUCCACUGUGGGUAGUAGCAGAGAAAGCAGGAGCUCCAUGUUAGCAACAAUGGAGUCCAGUGUGACAUCAGAACAAAGCACACUGAGAGCAUCUUUAGAAAGCUCGUUGCCAGUAUCACCAUCGUCAGUUGCGUCCUUGUCGACUAUUGUUGUCAGCAGAGAGAGCAAGAGAUCGUCAUCAGCAGUUUUAGUCUCCAGUGUGGCAUCAAAGCAAAGCACAGUUGGGCAGUCGUUUGCAAGUUCAAUGCUGCUGUCACCAUCAUCGGUUGCAGUAUUGUCGACUGAUGGUAUUAGCAGGGAUAGCAGCAGAUCGUUACCAGCAGUAACAGUGUCCAGUUUGGCAUCGGAUGAAAGUACAGUGAAGGUGUCUUCAGAGAGGUCAUUGCUGGAAGCGCCAUCCUCGGCAGUGAAAUCGUCGACUUUUGAUAAGAGCAGUGCAAUCAGUGUAUCCUCAUCCUCCAUAGUUGUAUCCAGUAAGACUACGGAGCAAAGGACAGUUGAGGUAUCAUCAGAAAGGUCAGUGUUGGAAUCACCCUCAUCGCUAACAUUUUCGCCUAGUUCGAUGGUGAGCAGAGAAAGGCGGAGAUCGUCAUCUUUAAUAAUAGCUUCCCAUCUGUCCAGUCUGCCAUCAGAGCACAGCACACUUAAACUGUCUUCAGAGAGAUCAGAGUUCGUGCCACCUUCA
Molecule: messenger RNA, 7734 nt
Organism: Pocillopora meandrina
Lineage: Eukaryota; Metazoa; Cnidaria; Anthozoa; Scleractinia; Pocilloporidae
Source: the annotation of a GenBank genome assembly